AUGCCUGUUGAAUCAAUAAAACCUUUUCUUAUUGGUGUUGCUGGAGGACCCUGUUCGGGAAAAUCAACAGUCUGUCAAAAAAUCGUUGAAGCAUUACAACCAAAUGAUGAUAUCGAUCACACAGAUCGUGUAACUGUCAUAGCAAUGGAGAAUUUUUAUAGACCUAAAACAGCAGAACAACGUGACAUGGCUUUACGUGGAAAUUAUAAUCUUGAUCAUCCAAGUGCGUUUAAUGAACAACUUCUUUAUAAAACAUUAAAGGAUUUACUUGAUGGUCAAACUGUCAAAAUUGCUCGUUAUGAUCCUGGCAAAUAUGAACAUACUGAAGGUGCAUUUGAUACGAUUAAACCUGUACCAGUUAUUUUAAUUGAAGGAAUUCUGGUUUUUUAUUUUCCUGAAAUUCGAGCUCUAUUUGACAUGAAAUUAUUUGUUGAUACGGAUGCUGAUACUCGUUUAGCACGUCGCGUUCUACGUGAUAUGAACCAGCAUGGAAGAAAUUUAGAAUAUAUCUUAAAUGGUUAUAUAAAUCAUGUCAAACCAUCUUUUGAAGAUUUUUGUUUACCAACAAAAAAAUAUGCUGAUGUUAUUAUACCUCGUGGCGCUGAUAAUCUUGUUGCUGUUGAUCUUAUCAUACAGCAUAUCAGAGAUUUUCUUAAAAAUAAAUCCAGCAAAAAUGAAAAUCAACAAUCGAUCGAGCAUAAUACGCGAUCACGACCACAUUGA
Messenger RNA from Rotaria socialis, 723 nucleotides. NCBI's taxonomy places the organism in Eukaryota, Metazoa, Rotifera, Eurotatoria, Philodinida, Philodinidae. The record is from the annotation of a GenBank genome assembly.